This is a messenger RNA of Aspergillus ochraceoroseus IBT 24754, 2288 nucleotides long. It is a transcript of the gene agm1, whose product is annotated as phosphoacetylglucosamine mutase PCM1. The record is from RefSeq and is a predicted model, not a curated record. Gene Ontology annotation, biological process: carbohydrate metabolic process; UDP-N-acetylglucosamine biosynthetic process. Lineage: Eukaryota; Fungi; Ascomycota; Eurotiomycetes; Eurotiales; Aspergillaceae. The coding region runs from base 216 to 1862 and encodes 548 amino acids. The transcript has 6 exons. Gene Ontology annotation, molecular function: phosphoacetylglucosamine mutase activity; magnesium ion binding.
CGGCAAGCUGUUGAGGCCCGCCACUAUUGGGCUCACCGCUCGGCGGAGGUGGUGCUGGCAGUAACAAAAGUCCGCCAGCCUGUCUCACUUCACAUUGCUGUAGUUUUCUUGUCUUUUCCUCGACUUUCAUCUCUACUGCUUUUUUUCUCCCUUUUCCGCGUGUGAUUCCCAAAAGUUCCCUUUUAAAAUAUAUAUUUGACAUAUUUUGCGCCACAAUGGCGUCCCCCGCGAUUAAAAAGGCGAUCUCAGAAGCGGCUGCGCAGUACGUGAAGCCCGAAGGGAAGGUGUUCCAGUAUGGUACAGCAGGGUUUCGUAUGAAGGCUGACCUCCUCAACACCGUCGUCUUUGCAGUCGGAUUGCUCGCAGGUCUCCGUUCCAAGAAACUUAGUGGACAAUGGGUUGGCGUUAUGGUUACUGCCAGUCACAACCCCGCGGAGGACAAUGGUGUCAAGCUGAUCGAUCCCAUGGGUGAAAUGCUGGAGGCUGAGUGGGAAGCCUAUGCGACAAAACUCGCCAAUGCCUCGAUGGAGAACAUCGCCGAGGUAUACGAUGAACUCAUCAAGGAAAUCGACGUUAGCAUGGAAAAUCCGGCCCGUGUCGUUUUUGCUCGCGAUACUCGUGCAUCUGGUUCUCGUCUUGUGGGAGUUCUGAGCGCCGCUCUUACCGCUACGCAAGUCGAGUUUAUCGAUUGGAAAUUUAUGACAACCCCCCAACUCCAUUACGUUGUCCGCUGCAAGAACACUCUGGGAACACAGUACGAGUAUGGCGAACCCACUGAGCAAGGGUAUUACGAGAAGCUCGCGGAGGCUUUCAAGAGGGUGAUGCGGGGUGUGAAGGUCCAAGGCUCUCUGACCGUGGACUGCGCGAACGGUGUUGGCGGACCUAAACUUCGAGAGCUCAUCAAGUAUCUACCCGCAGCCGAUCAGGGUGGUGUUGAUAUCAAAGUCAUCAAUGAUGAUGUGAUCAACCCCGACAGUCUAAACUUUGAGUGUGGUGCCGAUUAUGUCAAGACAAAGCAACGUGCUCCUCCAUCAUCCAAGGCAGGUGCUCUUGACCGCUGCGCGUCGCUAGAUGGAGAUGCGGAUCGGAUUAUCUACUAUUUCCUCGACGAGGGCAAUGUCUUCCGCAUGCUCGAUGGUGACCGCAUUGCCACCCUUGCGGCAUCCUUCAUUGGUGACCUUGCCCGGAGCGCAGGGAUUAUCAACAAACUCCGAAUUGGUGUCAUCCAAACUGCUUAUGCCAACGGAUCAAGCACGGAUUACAUCGAGAAGGUUUUGAAGCUGCCUUCGAUCUGCACCAACACGGGUGUUAAGCACCUUCACCACGCUGCCCUACGUUACGACGUCGGUGUUUACUUCGAAGCCAACGGACACGGCACAAUUACCUUUUCGGAAAACGCUCUCAAGACCAUUAAGAGCACAGAGCCCCAAUCUCCAGCCCAGCAGCGCUCCCUGGAAUGCCUGCAAGCCCUUACGGACUUGAUCAACCAGGCUGUCGGCGAUGCUCUCAGCGAUAUGCUUCUCGUUGAAGCCAUUCUCGCCCACAAGGGCUGGACUCCCAAGGAGUGGCUGGCCACUUACACCGAUCUCCCUUCGCGGCUUGUCCGUGUGGAGGUUGCUGACCGUUCAAUCUUCAAGGCAUAUGAUGCUGAGCGCAAGCUUGAGUCGCCUCCCGGUCUCCAGGGUAAGAUUGAAUCCCUGCAGUCCCGCUAUAACAAGGGAAGGAGUUUCGCCCGAGCAAGUGGUACAGAAGAUGCUGUUCGUGUCUACGCUGAGGCAGCCAGCCGCUCUGAGGCAGACGAUCUUGCCACCCGCGUCUCUAAUGCCGUUCGCGAUGCCGGUUCCAAAGAAGCCUUGCAGUAAUUUCAAGCUAGCUUGACAGGAUGAUAUGAUCUACCUAGUGAGUAAAGUUUAGUGGGCAAUCGCAAACGUGCAUGACGGAAGACAAAAGAAAAAAUAUUGUGGCCUCCCCACCGCAAUAUUUGUUAAUGGGAUUUAUGAAGAAGUCUAGGAAAUGGCAGCUUUAGCUGUUUUGCAUCGAUAUAUCCUGUCAUAGAGGUUACCUAAUGGGAAAUGUUACGAAUUCAAUGACUUUUUUUUGAGUCUGUCUGUCUGCCACUGCAGUUUCUGUCUGUUUGUUUUUUUUAAAUUGUUUUUUUUUUUAAAUUGUUUUCAAGUCUCUAAAAGAGGUUGUCCUUCAUCUGAUGGACAUCACUAAUGCUUAUUUCCGGGGUUCUCUUCAUACAGUACCUAUAAUACGCAGAAAUUGUCAAACACGAACAAUAAUGC